Alnus glutinosa is the source of this 1119-nucleotide messenger RNA. RefSeq names its product disease resistance protein RPM1-like. The transcript has a single exon. The record is from RefSeq and is a predicted model, not a curated record. NCBI's taxonomy places the organism in Eukaryota, Viridiplantae, Streptophyta, Magnoliopsida, Fagales, Betulaceae. Bases 1 to 1119 code for a protein of 372 amino acids.
AUGCCCAGGUCUUUCGUUGUUAAAUUGUUCAAAAAGUUCAAGCUUUUGAAAGUGUUGGAUUUUGAAGAUGCUCCUAUUGAUUAUCUUCCUCAAGAAGUGGGUAAUUUAUUCCACUUAAAGCACUUAAGUUUGAGGAGAACAAAAGUAAAGAUGCUUCCUAAGUCAGUGGGUAGGCUGCAGAAUCUACAGACUCUAAAUGUCUUGGAAACCGCAAUGCCUGAGUUACCAAUUGAGAUAUUUAGGCUUUCUAAGCUGAGACAUCUUUUGGCUCAUUCUCAUGACUACGAAAUUAAAAGUAGCUUUCAUUCUGUGCGAGGAGUAAAAAUACAUGAAGGGAUUGGAUGUUUAAAAGACUUGCAAACAUUAGCAAGUGUUGAUGAUCUUGGGGUUGGUCUAUUUGAAGAGCUUAGAAAGUUGUGUCAGUUGAGGACGCUGGGCAUUACAAAUAUGACAGCAAAACGUGGGAGGGCUCUUUGUAUCUCCAUACAAAAUAUGGUCCACCUUAAAAUUUUGGUUGUAGGCUCCAUCAGUGAGGAUGAGAUUCUAGACUUGCAAUCAAUUUCUUCACCACCUCCAUUUCUAGAGUGUAUCUAUCUAAGGGGGCGAUUGGAGAAGUUGCCCAAUUGGGUUCUAGAGCUUCAGAAUCUGGUCACACUAAUCUUAUUUUUCUCAUCAUUGAAGGAAGAUCCAUUGUCGUGUGUCCAAGCUUUGCCAAAUCUAGUUACCCUUUCCCUCAAUCAUGCUUAUGAUGGGGAGCAGCUGCAUUUUGAGGAAGGUGGUUUUCGAAAACUCAAGAAGCUCACACUCAGAGAAUUGAAAAGAUUAAAGAUGGUGGAAAUAGAUAGGGGAUCACUGCCUGUUCUUGAGCAACUUGAGAUUGGGCCUUGCCCGCAUAUGAAAGAGGUACCCUCUGGAAUCCACCACCUGAAAAGCCUAAAGAUUCUCGACUUCUAUGAAAUGCAGGGAGAAUUUGUCCUACGUAUGCAGCCAGAUACAGGCGAAGAUUAUUGGAAAGUCAAUAAGGUAACUACUAUCCGUUUCAAGUAUAGGAUUAAAGGAGAACGAUAUCAAAUAUACAAGCUUGGUGACUCAGACUUGUUGGAGCAUCUGCAACAGUGA